Coffea eugenioides is the source of this 2609-nucleotide messenger RNA. Its product is annotated as regulator of nonsense transcripts UPF3. Gene Ontology annotation, molecular function: mRNA binding. The coding region runs from base 332 to 1885 and encodes 517 amino acids. The transcript is spliced from 13 exons. The record is from RefSeq and is a predicted model, not a curated record. Gene Ontology annotation, cellular component: cytoplasm; nucleolus. Lineage: Eukaryota; Viridiplantae; Streptophyta; Magnoliopsida; Gentianales; Rubiaceae. Gene Ontology annotation, biological process: positive regulation of translation; nuclear-transcribed mRNA catabolic process, nonsense-mediated decay.
AGAAUCCCCUUCGGUCACUCUGUAUAAAAUUUGCAUCAUCUCUCAUAUAUCUUAGUACUCUCUUUUUCUUCUCUCUCUCAUCCUCUCUCUAAAAUCUGAUUCGGCUUUCUCUCUCUAGCUUCCGUGUUUUGUUCACCUCAUGCAUGGCGAAUUGGGAUCCAGUUGGGGAUUAGGGCACGGGAACUUUACAUGUAUUUGGUCAAAAUUUUGGUAAAGAAGAUGUGAUAUUCGGGCAUUUGAGGGGGUGAUUUGUAGGUAUAGAUAUAAUUGACAGUUGUUGGAUUGUUGAUUAGGGUUUUGCAAAGUUGAAGGUCAGCAAAGGAGGUUUGGCAUGAAGGGGCCUUUAGAUCGAACCAAGGUGGUGCUGCGGCACUUGCCUCCCUCAAUUUCUCAGUCUUCGCUUAUGGACCAAGUUGAUACUCGCUUCUCCGGCCGAUAUAACUGGGUUUCUUUUCGCCCCGGCAAAACCAGUCAGAAGCGUCAGUCCUAUUCCAGAGCUUACAUUGAUUUUAAGAGACCAGACGAUGUUAUUGAGUUUGCAGAGUUUUUUGAUGGACAUGUUUUUGUUAAUGAAAAGGGUACUCAAUUUAAAACAGUUGUUGAAUAUGCUCCUUCUCAGCGUGUUCCAAAGCAGUGGUCCAAGAAGGACGGACGAGAAGGAACCAUAUUGAAAGAUCCUGAAUAUCUGGAGUUUCUUGAAUUUCUUGCAAAGCCUGUUGAGAAUCUUCCGAGUGCAGAGAUUCAAUUGGAGAGGAAGGAAGCAGAACGAGCUGGUGUCGCGAAGGAGGCUGCUAUAGUUACCCCUUUAAUGGAUUUUGUUCGUCAGAAAAGAGCAGCUAAGAGUGGAACCCGGAGGUCUGCCUCUAAUGGAAAAUCAAAUAGGAGGGUUAGUGGAGCAUCAAUUGGAGGUCCUAGCUCAAGUUCAUCUAAACGCGGUUCAGAGAAGAGGAGGAUGUCUACAACAAUGUACAUACUAAGGGACAAUGCAAAGGCCACAAGUGGAAAAGACAAAUCUACAUAUAUUCUGGUUCCAAAACAAGAUGAUCAGCAUCUAUCUGACAAAUCCGUUACUUCUGCUGCUGCAUGUGGGAAUGGGGGACUUGAAGAGGAAAGUGGAGAUUCUGGGCCAACCGACUCUGGGAAGAAGAAAAUUUUGCUUUUGAAAGGAAAAGAAAAGGAAAUUCCUCAUAUGUCUGGUGGUUCACCAGUGCAACAAAGUAUGGCGUCUCCUUUUAAGAAUCCUCCUAGCUCUGCUCUGAAACAGAACCAGAGACGUGAGGCUAGUGGAAAGAUCAUCAGAAGCAUAUUACUUAAGGAUAAUCGCCAGAAUCAGCCUUCUUUGGUUCGGUCUGACCAGCAAAACCAGACCGUGAACUUGGAAAGGGACAAAAGACCUCCUCGCCCACCGAGUGUGCAAUUGCUUCAGAAGGAUGCGAAUGUAGCUUCAGAUGAUAAGGUCCCUAAUGAUAUACAUAACAUCCACAGCGAGAAGCAGGAAAAACGCAUGAGGAAUAAGGAUAGACCUGACCGUGUUGUUUGGACUCCUCUUCGGCGCUCAGAUGGUUCACAUACCAGUGAUGAGUCCUUAUCAUCAUCUGCUUCUCAAUCAGCAGUGGAUGCUACUGAAGGUACUCAACUUGAGAUGAAAAGUGACUUGUCAAGUGCACGUGGAGGAGAGUUCAGACAUGGUGGAAGCGGUCGUGGUAGUCAAUCUUCUAUGGAUAAUGGAUCUUAUAGACAUGGGGGUCGCCGUGGAUCUGCACACGUGAAGGAUUCCGAUGGUUCUUCACUUGUGGAUGGUAAACCAUUAAGAAGAGGUGGUUCUUCUGGCUUUGGUUCCCAUGAGAAACAAGUCUGGGUUCAAAAGUCGAGCAGUGGUUCUUAGUUGUUAUGUGUGAAAAUGCUUGGUCAAUUACCAUACUGAAUAUACAUCCCCUUGUGGGUUGGAGCUCUCUUUUGGGAAAGUGAAGAUCGUGUGUGAACAGAGUUUUCAGGAGCAGAGCAAGGGUUCAUCUCAGAAGGCCUUACGAAAGACCUCAGUUUGUCAGAAGGUUGCAUAUACUGGUUUAUUUACUGUUCAUUGCGAGGAAGAAAUUCUGAUCCUACCUAAUUGAAAUUGAUCGAAACUAGGAGAAAGGAGGAAGAGAAAUAGUCACUAUUAUCGCCUAUUUCAGCACCAGUUUUCAUCCAAGUAAUGGCUUGGCGGGGUUAUACUGUCGGUUGGAGCCAUGGGUGAACUCCUUGCCAUUGACUGGGAUAGAAGUCGAGACAUUUUAACUUAUAGUGGGCGGUUUCUUUUCGCUGAACUGUAAAUACAGAUAUUAGAUGGUGUGUACUGCCUCCAUCCCCCCCCCCCCCCCCCACGCAUAUAUAUGUAUGUGUGCUUCUCCGAUAGUAUGUCCUGUGGCAUUAGUGGUGAAUAUAUAUAUAUAAAGUAUAUGUUAAUAUACUACUAAGUAGCAGUACUCGACUGAAUGGUAACUGGCAUUGUAAAAGAAGGCCUUUAGUCUGGAAUUAUGUACUCAGGAGUUUUUGUUGUGAUUCCGAGGGUCUUUUGAGUGUAGUGGAGAAAUGGAAUUGGGUUUUGGCAGAAGUUCUUUGCCGAGUUA